GUAGUGUUUGGUGUGUAAUUAUAGGGUUUUCUUAGUAACAAAUAUUGCUGUCGUUGAUUCGUUAUCACGGGAUGAAGGAAAGAAGAAAAAGCAGUUUUUAUUCUAUGAAUAAACAAAACUAAGAAACCAAACCAACCAAGCAUGGAAAGUUAAGGAAGGAAAGAAAAGAAAAGAAAAGAAAAGAAAAGUCUGCCCUUUUCUUCUGAGUAUUUUCUUCUCUUUUUCCCCGAACAAUAAUAAAAAAGAAAAUCAAAGUUUUGAGGGAAUUUUUAUAUAAUAUCUCGAAAAACUCAGCCAGAGAGAGAGAGAAAGAGAGAAAGAGCGCGUGUAGUGUACCAGAUCUGUAGGCUUAAGAUUGAAAAGGGUGAAAUUUUGAUGAAACCCAGAAACAUGGGUGGAGUUGAGAUGAAAUGAGAGUUAUUGGUCUUCGUGGUGGAGCUCCAUUUGCAGUUCCCGGAGUUUGAUGGAGUCCGAAACGGCGUCUUCUUCGGAAGAACAACGACUUGAAGGAGGAGGAGGAGUAGGAGGUGGUGGAGGACCCAAUGAUAAUAGAGGAAAACACAGGAUUCUUGCUGAGCUUAGGUGUCUUGAACAAGAGCUCAAAUGCUUAGAGGAAGAGUUGGAAGAGCUGGAGAGAACUGAAAAUGCCUCAAUGAUUUGCGCAGAGUUGCUGUCUCAUAUAGAAACCAUAUCAGAUCCUUUAACUCCAACAACAAAUGGGCCUAUAAACGUUUUAUGGGAUCGAUGGUUUGAAGGACCCCAAGAUUCACAAGGUUGUAGAUGCUUGAUACUCUGAUUUGUGACUCUUUGGAGUACAUUUUGAUUCACCAGGAUUUGAUUUUUCAUUCUAUUAUUUGAUUUGAUAUGCUGCAUUACAUUUUACACCUGCAUUUGGUUCUGCAAAUUUGGGGUCUGUGAUAAUAUUGAUGCUAGAUUAAUUAUAAUCAUUUAUUUUUUCCAUUAGAAAAGAAAAGUUUGUAAGUACAUCAGAAUCUUCAAUGAGCUGAGAAUGAGUUAAUGAAGGCAAUUUUCUCAA
Cannabis sativa is the source of this 1036-nucleotide messenger RNA. RefSeq names its product guanine nucleotide-binding protein subunit gamma 1-like. The coding region runs from base 464 to 796 and encodes 110 amino acids. The transcript is spliced from 4 exons. Lineage: Eukaryota; Viridiplantae; Streptophyta; Magnoliopsida; Rosales; Cannabaceae. The record is from RefSeq and is a predicted model, not a curated record.